This is a messenger RNA of Abrus precatorius (Indian licorice), 546 nucleotides long. Its product is annotated as pentatricopeptide repeat-containing protein At3g29230-like. Bases 1 to 546 code for a protein of 181 amino acids. Gene Ontology annotation, molecular function: protein binding; RNA binding. Lineage: Eukaryota; Viridiplantae; Streptophyta; Magnoliopsida; Fabales; Fabaceae. The record is from RefSeq and is a predicted model, not a curated record. The transcript is spliced from 3 exons. Gene Ontology annotation, biological process: RNA modification.
AUGCCCAAUUCGCUUAUUGAUUCAUAUGCUAAGUGUGGAAGUGUUGGGCUUGAUGCGGCGAUGAGGUUAUUUUUUAUCGUAAGGGAAAGGGAUGUUGUGACUUGGAAUUCUAUGAUUGGUGAGUUGGUUAAAGAUGGUGAAUUGGAGAGUGCUUGUACGCUUUUUGAUGAAAUGCUUAUAAGGAAUUUGGUUAGUUGGAACACGAUGAUCGAUGGGUAUGCUAAGGCGAGGGAGAUGAAGAAAGCGUUUGAGUUGUUUGAAAGAAUGCCUGAGAAGAAUGAUAUCUCGUGGUCUAUGAUGGUUUGUGGGUAUAGUAAGGCUGAGGAUAUGAGUGAGAUGAUGAUAAUUGCAAAACUAGCAUCAGCAGAGAGAUUGAAUCUUUCAGAGAAAAAUCCAUCCACCAAGGUACUAGAUAAGGGAAAGGGUAGGAGUGGGGGAAGGGAAAGGAGUGAGGGUGGGGGAAAGGGUGCUAGAAGGGGGGGGCAUUCUCGUUGUAGCGAGAAGGCCCUGGGCGAGUUGGGUGAUUCUGUUGUGUUCUCGCUGUAG